Molecule: messenger RNA, 3258 nt
Organism: Lachancea sp. 'fantastica'
Lineage: Eukaryota; Fungi; Ascomycota; Saccharomycetes; Saccharomycetales; Saccharomycetaceae
Source: the annotation of a GenBank genome assembly
AUGGAUCAAGACGACCUUUUCGAUGUCUUUGACGAAAAGAAUACCGAUCUCGCCCUUCCAGAAGAGGUAGCGGACGUGGCUGAAACUAAUUCUAGUGUCCAGGAAUCAAAGUCGGCCGAUACCGACUCGAAGAAACGUCCUUUGGACAGUGAAAGCAAUGAAACUGCUAGAACAGACCCUGAAGAUAAUGGUGAUGUAGCUCAGGAGGUUAAUAAACGGACCAAGGGUGGUAAGAAGCUAUUGGAUAAGAAGAAAAAGUCUGAUGUUGUUCCUGUUGUUGCAGACUCCUUCGAGCAAGAAGCAUCUCGUGAGGUUAAUGCAUCCAAUGGACUUGGGGCUGGAGACGUUUCCAAUCUCGAAGAAGACGGAAAAGUGAAGCUUUCGCAUCAGGUAAGACAUCAAGUUGCUUUACCGCCGAACUAUAAUUACCUCCCCAUUGGUGAGCACAAACGCAGCAACGAAGCCAGAACGUAUCCAUUUACUUUAGAUCCCUUCCAGGAUACUGCUAUAUCCUGUAUCGAUAGAGGAGAGUCCGUUUUGGUGUCGGCUCACACUUCUGCAGGUAAAACUGUAGUUGCCGAAUAUGCCAUAGCGCAGUCUAUGCGUGAAAAACAAAGAGUCAUCUACACAUCUCCUAUCAAGGCUCUUUCUAACCAAAAGUAUAGAGAACUACUUGCCGAUUUUGGAGACGUUGGUCUCAUGACGGGUGAUAUAACAAUCAAUCCGGACGCAGGAUGUUUAGUAAUGACAACUGAAAUUCUGAGAAGCAUGCUAUACAGAGGCAGUGAAGUGAUGAGAGAGGUCGCAUGGGUGGUCUUUGACGAAGUGCACUACAUGAGAGAUAAAGAGCGUGGUGUUGUAUGGGAAGAAACUAUAAUUCUUUUACCAGAUAAGGUUAGAUAUGUUUUCCUUUCCGCCACAAUACCCAACGCCAUGGAAUUCGCAGAGUGGAUUUGCAAAAUUCAUUCCCAACCAUGCCAUAUUGUUUACACAGACUUCCGGCCCACUCCACUCCAACACUAUCUUUUCCCUGCGCAUGGUGAUGGUAUCCACUUGGUUGUAGAUGAGAAAAGCACAUUCAGAGAAGAGAACUUUCAAAAAGCCAUGGCAUCCAUAAGCAACCAGAUAGGUGACAGUUCGGAUUCUAUUAACUCGAGAGGAAAGAAGGGCCAAACUUUCAAAGGUGGAUCGCCAAAAUCCGACUCCAAAGGUGACAUUUACAAGAUUGUCAGAAUGAUAUGGAAGAAAAAGUACAACCCAGUCAUUGUCUUUUCUUUCAGCAAAAGAGACUGCGAGGAGCUCGCCUUGAAAAUGUCUAAGUUAGACUUCAAUACCGAGGAGGAAAAAGAUGCUUUGACGAAAAUUUUCAGUAAUGCUAUUGAUUUACUACCAGAAAUUGAUCGUGAUCUGCCACAGAUCAAGCAUAUUCUUCCACUUUUGAGGAGAGGGAUUGGUAUUCACCACUCCGGGCUUUUGCCGAUUUUGAAGGAAGUUAUUGAAAUUCUCUUCCAAGAAGGUUUCCUAAAGGUUUUAUUUGCUACUGAGACUUUCUCCAUUGGACUGAAUAUGCCUGCUAAAACUGUUGUGUUCACUAGUGUGAGGAAGUGGGAUGGUAAACAAUUCCGUUGGGUCUCUGGUGGUGAAUAUAUUCAAAUGUCUGGACGUGCAGGACGUCGUGGUUUAGAUGACCGUGGUAUAGUCAUUAUGAUGAUCGACGAGAAAAUGGAACCACAAGUUGCCAAAGGAAUGGUCAAAGGUCAAGCUGAUAGGCUCGACUCCGCUUUCCAUUUGGGAUACAACAUGAUUUUGAACCUCAUGAGAGUUGAGGGUAUAUCACCAGAAUUCAUGUUGGAGCACUCGUUCUUCCAAUUUCAGAACGUUACCUCUGUGCCCAUCAUGGAAAAGAAACUCAUCGAAUUGACCAAAAAAGCAGACCAAAUCGUUAUCGAGGACGAGCAGAAUAUCAAGGACUAUCACGAAAUUCAAAAGACUUUGAACGAUUAUGCGGAAGACAUUUGCCAUAUAAUAACGCAUCCCGCCAAUGUUUUGAGCUUUCUACAACCCGGUCGACUAAUAGAGGUGGAGAUUGAAGGUAAGGUGAAUUACGGAUGGGGUGCGGUGGUUGAUUUUGCCAAAAGAACAAACAAGCGUGAUCCUAUGGCUACGUAUACGGAUCAUGAAUCCUACAUCGUAAAUGUCAUUGUCAACUCAAUGUACGCCGACGCUCCGGUGAAUCUGAUCAAGCCCUUCAACCCAUCGUUUCCCGAAGGAAUUAGACCAGCCAAUGCCGGCGAGAAAUCUAUUUCUGCAAUUUUGCCAAUCACCUUAAGCUCCAUCAAGAGCGUGGGAAAUCUGAGACUUUACAUGCCAAGUGACAUUCGUGCAAGCGGCCAACGAGAUGUUGUAGGGAAAUCUCUGAAAGAAGUCAAGCGCAGAUUUCCCGAUGCUGUUCCACUUAUUGAUCCUAUCAAGAAUAUGAAGAUCGAAGACGAUGAUUUCAAAAAGCUACUUCAAAAAAGUGCAGUCCUGAAGUCAAAACAAGAAUCGAAUCCACUCGCGGGAUCCGUCAAGCUAGACGACAUGUAUCGCAAGUAUAGCGAGAAAUCCGACUUGAUCAACGAGGUCAAGAAACUAACAAAACAAAUAAGUGAAGCGCAAGCAGUAAUUCAACUGGAUGAUUUGCGUCGUCGCAAGAGGGUGUUGCGUCGUCUUGGCUUCUCAACUCAGAGCGACGUAAUUGAACUCAAAGGAAGGGUCGCAUGUGAAAUAUCAAGUGGUGAUGAGCUGCUCUUGACAGAGCUUAUAUUUAAUGGUAAUUUCAAUGAACUAACGCCGGAACAAGCAGCUGCAUUAUUGUCCUGUUUUGCUUUCCAGGAGCGCUGUAAAGAAUCGCCAAGAUUAAAGCCCGAGCUCGCCGAACCUUUGAAAAACAUGAGAGAGGUUGCUGCCAAGAUCGCAAAGAUCGUUAAAGAUUCCAAGAUUGAGAUUGUUGAGAAGGACUACGUGGAAAGCUUUAGGCAUGAACUAAUGGAGGUUGUCUACGAAUGGUGCAAAGGUGCCACGUUCACUCAAAUUUGCAAAAUGACAGAUGUUUACGAAGGUUCUCUGAUAAGAAUGUUUAAGCGUCUGGAGGAAUUGAUCAAGGAGCUAGCAGAUGUGGCUAAUACCAUUGGUAAUGCUACUCUUAAAGAGAAGAUGGAAUCUGCUCUAACCUUGAUUCAUAGAGACAUCGUAUCAGCAGGUUCGUUGUACUUGUAG